This is a messenger RNA of Gordionus sp. m RMFG-2023, 1314 nucleotides long. RefSeq names its product 2',5'-phosphodiesterase 12-like. The record is from RefSeq and is a predicted model, not a curated record. NCBI's taxonomy places the organism in Eukaryota, Metazoa, Nematomorpha, Gordioida, Chordodea, Parachordodidae. Gene Ontology annotation, molecular function: 3'-5'-RNA exonuclease activity. Gene Ontology annotation, cellular component: mitochondrion. Bases 385 to 1227 code for a protein of 280 amino acids. Gene Ontology annotation, biological process: nuclear-transcribed mRNA catabolic process, deadenylation-dependent decay. The transcript is spliced from 7 exons.
UCAAAAAAUUCAAUCCUCUAUAAUAAGCAAUAUAAUUAAUAAAAAGGUUAAUUGUUCUGUCAAAUCUUCUCCUCUUGAUAUUCAAAUUUUUUAUAAUAAUGAUAUUGAUAUAAAUACCUUAACACUGGAACAGGCUUUACAAAGCAAAGAUUCCAAUAUAAUUAUUGGUGAAAUACAUUACAGAAUAAUAAUGAAUGCCCCUUAUAUUAAAAUUUUAAAAUUGCCUAAAAAACCUAUGGUUGGAUGCCCUUUUUUCCCAUAUAUAGAAGUCAAUGAAGAUGAUGUUGAUGUUCAAUAUUUUUGGAUGAAGCCACAUAUUGAAAAGGAGCAUACAAAUGAAUUAUAUAAUGGGGAUAUAAUGUACAAAGAUUAUGAUGAAUCAAAAUGGACAAAAAUUAUAAUGCUGAUCUUAUAUGUUUACAAGAAGUUGAUAAAAAACUUUUUAAUACUCACUUGAAUAUUGGAUUAUCUCAGUAUGGUUAUUCUGGGCUAUCUCUAUUUAAAGGAGACACAGUUGCUGAAGGCUGUGCUUUAUUUUACAAAAAUUCAAAAUUUGAUCUUAUUUCUAAAUAUGAUAUUUCAAUACCUAAUGCAAUUCAAGCUAAUCAAGAACUAUAUAAAACCAUACAGCAAUACCCUAGACUCAAAGAAAAUAUAAUGAGUAAGAAAUCUGUUUUUCAGGUUACACUUUUGAAAUGCAAGUAUAACUUAACUGAUGAUGUAAUAUGUAUAGCUAAUACACAUCUCUAUUUCCUUCCUACAUCACCCCAUAUUCGUUUAAUUCAAAUAACUAGUUGCUUGAGAUAUUUACAAAAUGUUUUAGCUCAAUAUUGCCAAAAUAAUACAAAGAGCAAAAGACCUCGAGUAAUUAUUUGCGGUGAUUUUAAUUCAUCACCUCAAACGGAUCUCUACCAAUUUUUAACCACUAAAUGUCUAACCAAGGAUGCUACUUCUUGGCCAAAAGGAGACGAUCCGGAAGCAUUUGAAGGGUUUGACUUGAGUCACAAUUUCGAGUUAUACAGUGCUUGCGGACAACCUGAAUACACAAAUUUUGUGCCUGGUUUUCAAAAAUGUAUCGAUUAUGUGUUUGUCGAAAAAAAAAAAUUCGAAAUUGAACAGAUUAUUCCGUUUCCAUCAAGGAAGGAUAUAGAAAAAUAUACGGCGUUACCCAAUGAAGAAUUAGGUUCAGACCAUUUAGCAUUGGUUUGUGACGUGAAAAUUACAUAAUAUCAGAUUAUAUAUAUUUUCGAUCGAAUAAGAAUUUCCAAAAAUAAAAGUUACUUACUAGUUUGGUAUGCCAUUAUGAUAUAAUAA